Molecule: messenger RNA, 3128 nt
Organism: Xyrauchen texanus (razorback sucker)
Lineage: Eukaryota; Metazoa; Chordata; Actinopteri; Cypriniformes; Catostomidae
Gene: rdh14a
Product: retinol dehydrogenase 14a
Exons: 2
Coding region: 1-1185 (394 amino acids)
Source: RefSeq, a predicted model, not a curated record
AUGUCUAUAUUCAAAUGUGUUGAACACUGUUAUAAACCACUGAAUUUAUUCAUUAUUAUGAUCAUUUCAUUUUGCGAUCUUAUUUGGUUUAUGGUUUCUCUUUUGCGUCUAAAAAAUAGCACACAUCAUUUCAGUUUAUCGUGGUUAGCCAAACAACGAAUGCGCAUGUGUUUUAAACUGUUGACUUAUGGGUAUUGUAGUUUAAUAAUAUUCCAGUCACUUCCCGCACGCGUGAUUGUUUACAUCUACAAACUGGACGUUGUUGAUGGGCCAAGGCAGAUCAGCAGUGAACCUGAAUAUAAACAUUUUGAUGAACGCUUCGACAUGUUGCGGGGCAAAGUCAUUAUCGUUACGGGGGCAAACAGUGGCAUUGGAAAAGCCACGACCGUGGAGUUGCUUAGGCGUCAGGGCCGGGUGAUCAUGGCAUGUAGAGACCGAGAGCGGGCAGAGAAAGCAGCCCAGGAGAUCAAGCAGGAGGCCGGACCGGAGCAAGGGGAACUAGUGAUCAAACUCUUGGACCUGGCAUCGCUUAGAUCUGUCCGUAGAUUUUGCGAAGAGAUAAUCAAGGAAGAGCCAAGGAUUGAUGUCCUUAUCAACAAUGCUGGAAUCUACCAGUGUCCAUACACCAUAACAGAAGAUGGAUUUGAGUUGCAGUUCGCUGUCAAUCAUCUGGGCCACUUCUUGCUCACCAGCCUCCUGCUGGACCUCCUCAAGCGCUCCGCCCCUAGCCGCAUCAUUGUGGUGUCCUCCAAGCUCUACAAAUAUGGUGACAUUAACUUUGAUGACUUGAACAGUGAGCAGAGCUAUGAUAAAGCUUUUGCUUAUGCACGGAGUAAACUAGCCAAUCUUCUCUUCACACUGGAGCUCUCUCACAAACUAGAGGAGACAGGAGUGACCGUAAAUGCUCUCACCCCAGGGAUCGUUAGGACUAACCUGGGCAGGCACAUCCACAUCCCUCUGCUUGUGAAGCCUCUGUUUAACCUGGCUUCCCGAGCCUUCUUCAAGUCCCCCGAGGAGGGAGCACAGACUUCCAUCUUCCUGGCCUGCUCCCCAGAUGUGGAGGGCGUUCUGGGGAAGUACUUUUCUAACUGCCAGGAGGAGCAGUUGUUAGCUAAAGCCACUGAUGAAGAGGUGGCCAAGAAACUGUGGGACAUCAGUGAAGUGAUGGUGGGCAUCACGACCUGAAGGAAGGAAAGACAGAAAAGAAGACUUGAUUGUAAUGUUCUUGAUUUUUUUUAAAUUGCUAAAUACAAGUGAAGCAUGAAGUAAUGUCUUGAUUGAAAAAUAACACUUCCUUACACAAGUACUUUCCCUUUUUUUUGGCCACCAAGUAUUGUAGGUUGAAGGCAAAUAUGCCAUGAAUCAUGAGCAAAAUGUACUCCUCUUUACCACAGGAGGGAGCUUUUUUUACCAUUCUUAAAUAUUUACUGUAUACAGUACAUUUGAAAUGCUAACUAUACAGAUUGCCAGUUAUACUGCAACAAUAACAGUGCUUGUGUGUAUUUCUGUUAAGCUUUUCACAUUUUACAUUUUCUCUGGUUGCCUCAAGCGUUCAGAAAUACUCAACUAAAAGUAGUAUUUUUUCUUUCAGACCAGUUUGUCUAACCCUCUGGAAAAGGGUUUUGGAACCCAGGGUUAAACAUGGCCUUAAAGGGAUAGUUAACCCAAAAAUGAAAAAUCUCGACCUCAUACCAUCCCAGAUGUGCAAAAUGAAAAUGUUCUCAUCAUUUACCCUCAUCCCAUCCCAGAUAACUUACUUUCUGCAGCACACAAACAAAGAUUUUUAGAAGAAUAUCUCCUUACAAUGCAAGUUUAUGUGGCUUUUAUGUGAUUUGUGGAGCUUUAAAAGGUCUUGUCACCAUUCAUUUGCAUUGUAAGGACCAUCAGAGCGGAUUUUCUUCUAAAAAUCUUUGUUUGUGUUAUGCUGAAGAAAGUAAGUAAUCUGGGAUGCGAUGAGGGUGAAUGAUAAAAUAAUUUUCAUUUUUGGGUGAACUGUCCCUUUAACAUGGGUUUCAAAAGACAUUUAUCCAGUAUUAUGCGGCGAGUGAAAAGCAAUUAUGGUGACAGAACUGAUGCAUUUUCCACACAACUCGGCACAGUUUCAACUACACAUUUGUUAUUUAAAACACAAAUUUUCAGUGGGGAAUCACCACCGGCAAUGUGGUUGAUACUAGAUUUCUUCUGUGAGCAAGUACUUGAUGGUCCUUAUAUUGUGCCUAAUUUCUUCUUCAUAUAUUGUUAAAUGUGUUUGCUGCUAGCAGUGUGACUAUACUAUACACAUUGCAUUGAAUUUGCACUUCUCUUACCAAAGAUCAGGAGAGAAUAAAUCUCAGAGGUACUUAAUUAAAAUAAAUUAAACAAAACACUGUAUUAAAAGUACAGAUAUCUUUUUUUAUUAUUGAAUAUAUGCUUCAAACAUGUAAUGCAUUCAGAAUGAAAGUGUGAAAAUGACUUAUUUAGCUUUUUUGGCAAAUGCUGAUCACAUCUCUUGAAUAGUGACUCAUUCUCCUCUUUUAAAGGGGUCUUGACAUGAGGAAUCAAAUUUUCCUUAAUCUUUUUACAUAAGAGGUCAAUAUACUAUUAAAACCUGUUGUAAAUUUCAGAGCUCAAAACUUCCUCCUCACUACAAAAAGAGAAUUUGUUAAAACCAUGCUGCCAAUUGACUUGUUCCCUAAUUCCUCCACAUAGUGAUGUCACACUGUGGUAGGCAUUUGCAUCUGAUCGCCUCCACAACAACACAUCAAAGCCUACUUUACUGUAUUACUUCUGUUGCCUGCCCGGUAGUGGUGAUCAGUGAGAUGGCAAGAAGAGGGCUAGUCAUAUCAGUGGGUGUUUACUAUCAAGUCUUAAAGGAGAAUCAGCACCAAAACAGUGUUUCUGACAGAGGGUAAAAAUUAAUGAUCAAAUAUAAAUAUAUGACAGUUUUGUUUUUUUGUGCAAAAACUUUACUUAUAAGUGAACCUGAAGGAACAUUUCAAAAUAAUAAAAAUAAAAAAAAAACAUGUCAUGACCCCUUUAAAGUGUAACUAAUCAAAAAUGGUUGAAAUAUCAGGCCUAAUUCAUUUGUUGUGUGCACAGUUUAGCAGUUGUGAAUUUUAUCCAUGGGGAAUAAAAAAAUAUUGGAAAUA